UAUUGCCUAGUUCCCUUCGCCGCCGGACAGCUGCUCUGAACUACGAUGUCACCCCCACCAUACCCCGCUGAGCACACAAGCCAGUAUUACGAGAAGCCUAACCCCCAGUUCACCUAUGGCGCACCUGUAGACUCAACGCCGCUCGGCAAAGCUUGGGUCGAGGGGGAAAAGGAAGGCUGGACCGUUGUGGAUACCGCUACAGAGGACUCAGGAAAGCUUUACCGCCUGAUGAUCAGUGGUAUCGUCCCGCGGCCGGUCGCGUUUGUGUCGUCUAUUUCGGAGUCGGGUGUGGAGAACCUGGCACCCUUCAGUUGGUUUAAUAUGGUAUCACACUACCCACCACUUGUGUCGAUUUCCAUCACCAACCCCGGCAGCAAGCUCAAAGACACCGCGGCGAACAUCAGAGCCACAAAGAACUUUGUUGUCAACAUCAUCAGCGAGCCCUUCAUUGAACAGGCGAAUGUCACCUGCAUCGACACCCCUCCCGAAGUUAGCGAGUGGGAGCUGAGUGGACUGACAAAGGCGCCAAGUGUUCAUGUCAAGGCGCCACGCGUGAAAGAGAGCGCUUUCAGCAUGGAGUGCGAGCUCUAUCAAGCAAUAGACAUCGUCCAUCCCGACACUGGCGCCAAGACGAACACCUUCGUACUUGGUCUCGUGAAGAAGAUUCACGUCCGGAACGAUGUGUUGCUCGAUCGCCACUCAGAGGCCAAUCCUGGCGAGGUCGUCAAGCUCGUCGAUCCCACAAAGUACAAGCCUAUCGCGCGCAUGGGCGACAUCAGCUAUGCUAGCUGCGGUCCGCUGUACAGGAUCCCAAGGCCUGCCUGGGCUUCGGAGAAGGAGAAGAUUGAAGAGUUCGUCGCGGUGGUUGAAGGUAAAGGUAGGAUCGGUCAAGCCUAGUGGGCUGUGAAUGUAGGCUUCAGGUGAUACCCGAAUAUCACAUUUGGUGUAGGGUCAAGCUUUCAAGAACAGUAAAGACAAGGAGGAUUAAAUUUAGACAUGACAAAUAUUACCAUUUCACGCGUC
Messenger RNA from Phanerochaete carnosa HHB-10118-sp, 1023 nucleotides. RefSeq lists its product as uncharacterized. Gene Ontology annotation, molecular function: FMN binding. The coding region runs from base 46 to 897 and encodes 283 amino acids. Lineage: Eukaryota; Fungi; Basidiomycota; Agaricomycetes; Polyporales; Phanerochaetaceae. The record is from RefSeq and is a predicted model, not a curated record. The transcript is spliced from 5 exons.